UGACCAAUUCACAGUAGAAGUUUCUAAAGAUCGAAAACUUCUUCCCUUUUCCACACUAUAUCGAGUCAAUUUAUAAUUGCAUUCUGGUUAUCGGAAUCUGGUCAAUUUUGUGUACAUUUUUUCUACAGGUUGUCAAUCAGUUGAUCAGCAAAAACCGCCAUUCUGCUCUACACCACCAGGAAGUGGGUCAUUGGAAUAUGCUGAUAACUAUGAGGUACAAUCAAUAACCAAUCACUAUGUUGGAAAGUUUGUUCUUCUUUUGCUCUUUCUUUGACAUCAAAAGAUUUCACUGAUUGCAUCAGUGCAUACCGAUGCACUGAUAAUAUGAAGAAUGAGUAAUAGUCACAAUACUAUCAUUCAGGAUGUGCUUCCUGUAUAAGUCUUAGUUAUUAACCUAUGAAAGUAUAUGAUUGGCUUAUAUUUAUGAAUACUGAACUUUGAUGAAUUUUAAUUGAUAUUUCUAUCCCAGGCAUAAGCUAAAUCAUUUUGUGUCCACCAUACAACAAUAUGUACAGUCCCAGCUCUCACACGUAUCUUGGUGCAGGUUUCUUCAGUCUCUGAAGUUUUAAGGUUUGAAUGGCACUUUCCAGCUCUCUACCUCAGUACAUAUGUAUUCUUUAAUUUAAUAACCUGCUUAAGGGGAUCAUUAGAUCAGCAGCCAGACUAAGAAUGAAUGUGUAAUGAUGGCACCAGGCUCAAUAAAUAAAAAAUGUCGAUUAAGGUGGGGUCCUAAACAAUGUAGCCCGAGCGAGCUAUAAGAUUCUUUGCUUCAUUUGUCACUCAAAGCUGUUUACUGCACUGCUGAAGAUGAAUUUUGAGUAUUUUGAGUUAAUGAAUUUUGUUCUCUAUUUUCUAAUUUACACACUGGCUAAAAGCUUCAGAACUUUUGUUCUUGAUAAAGAAGGGAUCAUUUUAGGAGUUUUGUAAAAUCAUUCAAUGUGCCCACAAGAUAGCAGAAAACAUACGUAAAGGUUUCUAAAGAUGCCAAUUCCAAAGGAGAGCUUUAUUCCCAUACCUUUCUCUUUCUCAUUCACUAGCUGCUGCAUAGGUGUAGAUUAGCUGUAGGAAGUUAUUAAUGCCCUGUGUAUUACAGUUUAUUUAGCCCGAAAUUCACUUUGUCACUGAAUUGUUUGUAUCUACAUCUCCGGCACUUUCAGGUCAAAGAUAUGAUGGAUCUGGAGCUAGUGCACAUGGCAUACAUAACUGAUUCUCUGCAUAUAUGUUUCCUCUCCGAUGAAUCACGACAGGUAGCUGGCAUCAUCGAGAACAUGCUGCAAUGUGCCUUGGAUUUCCGGUCUUGUGUUAUAUGUGGCACGAGGGAUGUACGAUUGUAUUUGGACCAGGCAAGCUCACCCAGCAGCAUACUUUCACGGAUCAGUGUCCCACAGGUGAUGGCAAUAAACCGGAAGUUUGAGAGCAACCUGAAAGAAUUGCAUCUUUGUUAUCUCAAGUCUCCCAAGCACAGAAAUGCUGGGCUUUCCUGCUUCUGGGGACAUCUAAACUACAACAACUACUACACAUAUUUGGACAGCGAGCUGGGCCUGCUUCCACUCUAAGUCCAGAGCUUGAGAACCCCAUGAAGUUUGAUGAGAAAUGGUGCAGUUCUGCUUCCUCUUUCUGCCUGCUCUUCCUGAGUUACAAAGAAGUUUCAUGCUCAAGGGGCCAUUCACUAUCAUGGCCGUAUCUUUCUUCGCCAACGGCCGUUGCUACCAGAAGAUGGUUUGUCUGCAUUAGCCCUAAAAUUUGAGUGAUGGUUACUUGCUUGCUUACUGAACUUUUAUCCACCCUUCAUUGUUAUGCAAACUUAACAGAAUAAUACAUGGGGCUAAUUCAUCUCAAUUUUUGGACUUUGUAUAUUGUUUUGGAGAGAUCCAAUGAGAAGCUGUGAAUUUGUCAAUCCAGGAAUUUUGUGAUUCCGGGUCGAAAAUGGAGAUGUAUAGGUUUGAAUUAUAUCCUGCAAAACGCGCCUUCCUUCAGCAUCAUAUACCUACUUGCACAUGAAAAUAACAAUGAUGGGAUGAACAAUGAGUGGGUUAAGCGAGUUUUAGGCUAAAAUUUAUUUAUGAUUUUGAUUCGUAAUGAAAAGAUGAUUCACAC
Linum trigynum is the source of this 2097-nucleotide messenger RNA. NCBI's taxonomy places the organism in Eukaryota, Viridiplantae, Streptophyta, Magnoliopsida, Malpighiales, Linaceae. The record is from the annotation of a GenBank genome assembly.